UAAUUAACGUUUGUCUUUAGGGUUUUAAAAAAUAUCCUUGGCAAACUUAAGAUUCAUUGCGACUAUAAAGAAAAUGGGUGCACCCAAAUUAUUCAACUGGAUCAUUUAGCGAAUCAUGUCAAAAAUUGUCAACAUAAACCAUAUAUGCUUCAAACAUCUCUAGAAACCGGCUUAAACUUUGAACCUAGUGCCACCAGGUUAACCUGCUUAGAACCAAACAUUGAACAGGAUACUUUAUUGCCUAUACCUGUGGUGUCAGCCAAAAGUCAUUACAGACUGAUGUCUUUGGAGAACAAGAGAAGUCUAUACAAGUGUGGCAAUGGAUACAAGACGUUGGCGAACAUCCCGUCGUGGAACCUAUACUCCCAACACAACGGCAUUAUUCACAACCGGUUCGUGACGUCUGCCUUUCCCUACAACUAUAUAAUCAACGAUAAGGUGUCGAUCUUUGUUGGCGACAUCACUGCUCUGGAAGUGGACGCCAUUGUCAACUCAGCCAAUGAAUACCUUCGAGGAGGCGGAGGGGUCGACGGCGCCAUUCACGCGGCCGCCGAUCCGCAUCUGCUUCAGUCGGAGUGCCGAGCAUUGAAUGGCUGUCCCACCGGAAGCAGUAAAAUCACGGGCGGAUACAAAUUGCCCGCAAAGUAUGUGAUCCAUACGGCGGGACCGGUAGGCGAAAGGCCGCCACUCCUUCAGUCGUGCUAUAAAACUGCGUUGGAUGUGAUGGCCAACAAUGAACUCACGUCUAUAGCCUUUCCCUGUAUCUCUACCGGACUGUACGAAUAUCCCAAUGAAAAGGCCGCUCACAUGGCCCUCAGCACUGUUAGGCAGUGGUUGGACAACAGUCCCGCCGCACAACACACACAACGCGUCAUAUUCUGCUUAUACCUUCAAAUAGAUGUCGAUAUUUAUCAUAAUUUAAUGCCAUUAUAUUUUCCAUUGCAUUAA
Messenger RNA from Oppiella nova, 948 nucleotides. The record is from the annotation of a GenBank genome assembly. Lineage: Eukaryota; Metazoa; Arthropoda; Arachnida; Sarcoptiformes; Oppiidae.